Molecule: messenger RNA, 465 nt
Organism: Rangifer tarandus platyrhynchus (Svalbard reindeer)
Lineage: Eukaryota; Metazoa; Chordata; Mammalia; Artiodactyla; Cervidae
Source: the annotation of a GenBank genome assembly
AUGAGCUCAACUUCUGACACACGGUCCCCCCCUCGUCUCGCCGGCCACUCUGACCCCUGGUUUGGAAGACGGGUGUGUGCCGAGGCGUUGACCGCCUGCUUGUGCCUUCAUCUCCUCGGAGGCAUGGUCCCCCCUACUCUGGGCCCACCCACGGCCUCCCUGGGUCGCCUAGGGCUUCCCUCACCAAGACCCCCAUCUCACGAUCACUGCUAUCUGGGACCCCUGCCCACCCUACCACAUGGGGACAGAGACCUGGGAGCUGGGCCUCCCUCACCCUCUGUGACUCCCACCCUCAUCAAUCUCCUGCCCCUGCUGGCUGCCCCCCCACUGCCCCCCUGCACAGAAGCAAGAUGGAAUCAGUGGCUCUUAGAGUUUAAAAAAAAAAAAAGACAAAUCAUAAAUCAGAGUAAAGUUCCAACUAGCACCCCAGCCAAUAGCAUGGGGGCUUGGGAUCUGGCCUUUUAA